AUCUAUGCCAAUAAUUCUAGCCCACCUCCUGCCACCCAUCUUCCACAUCAGUUGGCUUUGCGUUUGCGUUUUCCAGUAAUUUGGCUCGUAUACUAGAAAAAGUGAUGUGAGCAAAGAGUAUCGGCACAUUGCGGCUCGACUGACAUAAAUUCCUAUUUUUAACUUUUGGCAAAAUCAUAGAAAAUCGCUAAAUACGGAUGAAAUAACAAUCUACAGAAUAUAUAUAGAUAUUCAAUUCAGCCCAGAAGGGCAAUAACAAAUGCCAAAGCCAAAGUUUGCAGUGUUCAGUGUGUCGGAAUUUGUCUCAUUUAUAAGCAGCAGUGAAAAAUCUAAACCAAAUCAGAGAAUUUGAUUUAAACUAAUGCCAAUUAUAGGCCAUUGUCAGUGGGCCAGUAAACUUCAACAGUUCGGAAUUAUCGGCGCGUCUCUAGUAACCCAAUUUGUUGGCCUAGAGUUGGGUUCAUUGCCAACACAUCAAAGCGACAAUCAGCUAACAGCUGUGCCACUUGCGAUUCUGGCCAUUGGCUAUUGCCAUUGUUGUUGUUGCAACCUGUCGUCGAGUAGAUUGCCAAAAUAUCUUCAUUCGAAGAAGACUAUAGGGCUGAUAGGCCCAUGGUGCAACGCGCAUCGUCCUCAGAUGCUCCCUCCGUUCAGGGAGGCCAACAUCGAGAAUCUCGAUUUGGCCUUGGAUAUACAUCAUAUCAAAGUGGAUAUAACAAAUUAUUUACACAGGGUUCUGCCGACUCAAACUAUUCACAACCGUCAUCCGAUCUGUCGCUAGACGAGGAAAAGGAAUCGCUUCGGCGAGAAAAGGAACGUCAGGCCUUAAGCCAGUUGGAUAAAGCGAGAAGCAAACCAGUGGCGUUCGCUGUGCGAACUAACGUAGCAUACGAUGGCACCAUCGAUGACGAUUCGCCCGUACAGGGUGGCGCUGUUUCAUUUGAGAUUAGGGAGUUUCUACACAUCAAAGAGAAAUAUGACAAUAACUGGUGGAUCGGCAGGCUGGUCAAGGAAGGCUGCGAUGUGGGCUUCAUACCCAGCCCCGCUAAGCUAGACAACAUUCGCAUGCAGAAUCAAACCAGACCCUCAAGACUGUAUGGCACAAAGGGCUCGUCUAGCGGUAAUCUUGGCGCGGGACAAGCAGGUGCGGAGCCAUCUCGAGGUAGCACACCCCCCACACCUGGUGACGAAUCAGAUUCUAUGGGACCAGGACGCCAUGGGAAGGCACCACUUGCAACGCCACCGAACAAGGAGAAACGGAAGCCAUUCUUUAAGAAACAGGAAACCGCCAGUCCAUAUGAUGUGGUGCCAUCGAUGCGUCCCGUCGUUUUAGUGGGUCCAAGCCUUAAGGGUUACGAAGUAACCGAUAUGAUGCAAAAGGCGCUCUUCGAUUUCCUAAAGCAUCGUUUCGAAGGACGCAUUAUUAUAACGCGUGUGAUGGCCGAUAUAUCAUUGGCCAAGCGUUCCAUCAUGAAUAAUCCAUCGAAACGCGCUAUCAUGGAACGCUCGAGCAGUCGUUCCGAUUGCCUGGGUAAAGUUCAAGAGGAGAUCGAGCGUAUUUUUGAGCUAGCCCGAUCACUGCAACUAGUCGUACUCGAUUGUGAUACAAUCAAUCAUCCGUCACAAUUAGCGAAAACUUCAUUAGCGCCAACAAUAGUAUACUUAAAAAUUAGUAGUAGUAAGGUUUUACAGCGUUUAAUCAAAUCGCGUGGCAAGUCACAGGCAAAAAAUCUUUCCGUGCAAAUGGUUGCCGCUGAAAAAUUAGCCCAAUGUCCACCGGAAAUGUUCGAUGUAAUUUUAGAUGAAAACCAAUUGGAAGAUGCCUGUGAGCACAUUGCCGAAUACUUGGAGACAUAUUGGAAAGCCACACAUCCUGAUAUAAGAACUGUACAGGCUAUAGCCCGACCAUUGCCAUCACAGGAGAUAUCACCAUCAGCGGAUCAAGCGCGAUUGGGCCCCACUCCACCAGUAGAUGUAGUCGAUGGCGAUGAAUUUGUCAAUGAUCAGGAUGAUCAUGAGACAAGAAUGGGUAUGGGUAUGUCCAGUGUCGAUCGUGAAGGUAGCCGUGAUCGUGAUAGUAGGGAAAGAGAACGUGAAAAUGAACGCAAUUAUUGGGACAGAGAAUUCAACAGGGAUCGCAGUUCAAAGGAAAGGCAAAGGGAUUUGGAAUGGGAACGUGAGAGAGCACGUGAAUGGGAAAGAGAGCGAGAAAGAGAUUGGAAUAGAGAGUUCGAUUGGGACCAAGGAGGCACGUCCUACCAUCACAGCAGACGGCAAACAACGGGAGGACGUCACGGAGAGCGUGGAGGCGGCGUUGGAGUUGGGGCCGGUUACAGUGAACGAGAGCGGGAAAGAGAACGAUAUGAGAGACGUGAUCGUGAUCUUAUGCACUAUGAUCUCAAUAGUGAUGAGCUGCUUGAGGAGCGUAAUUUUGAAUAUCCGGCCAUGAGGAGUGGUCCAAGCGGAGCAUCACAUCACGGCCAUUUAUCACGCGGUGGCCGUCUGAUCGAUGAUCAGGAGUUUGAGCGUGAUGAUCCACAGAUGCGUAUGACCAGUUCACGUUAUGGUCCAAGUACACGUAUCGAUGAUCCGCGCGAUAUGCCACGCGGCGCCUCUGUGGUCGAUCGCGAUGAAUAUAGCCCGCACAGAGGUGGUGGGAGUAGUAGGAGAAUGCUGAAUGCCAUGUAGGAAUCGUGGA
Molecule: messenger RNA, 2698 nt
Organism: Drosophila willistoni
Lineage: Eukaryota; Metazoa; Arthropoda; Insecta; Diptera; Drosophilidae
Gene: Ca-beta
Product: voltage-dependent L-type calcium channel subunit beta-2
Exons: 9
Coding region: 613-2688 (691 amino acids)
Biological process (GO): calcium ion transmembrane transport; chemical synaptic transmission; regulation of voltage-gated calcium channel activity
Cellular component (GO): voltage-gated calcium channel complex
Molecular function (GO): protein binding; high voltage-gated calcium channel activity
Source: RefSeq, a predicted model, not a curated record